Molecule: messenger RNA, 3717 nt
Organism: Tarenaya hassleriana
Lineage: Eukaryota; Viridiplantae; Streptophyta; Magnoliopsida; Brassicales; Cleomaceae
Product: formin-like protein 6
Exons: 4
Coding region: 95-2827 (910 amino acids)
Biological process (GO): actin cytoskeleton organization; actin nucleation
Molecular function (GO): actin filament binding
Source: RefSeq, a predicted model, not a curated record
GAGAGAGGGGGGGGGGCACAAAAGAAGAAAAUAGGGCGUAGAAGAUGAAUUUAGAGAGAGAGAAGAUUUGUAAAACAGUUAAUCGAGAUUCGCCAUGAGAGCUCCUCACUCCUGCUUCUUCGUCUUCCUCUCCCUCUUCUCUAUCCUUAUCUCGCCGUUAUCCUUCCUCAUUCCCGUAUCUGGAGGCGGAGGGCCAAUCCGAUUCGAUAGGGAAUUUGCAGAGGUUCAUCGGAGAAUUCUGCAUCAGCCGCUUUUUCCGGAGAGUUCUACUCCGCCGCCGGCUUCCGAUUCGCCGCCAUCUACUCCGGCUACUCCCGAUAUCCCUGAUCAGCCUUUCUUCCCCGAGGUACCGUCCACGUCUUACCAGAGUCAGUCUCCUCCUUCUCCUCCGCCAGCUUCCGCUGCUGUCAAUGGCGGAUUGCCGAUUCCGACAGCUACUCAACCAGCGAAACCGGGGAAGAAAGUCGCGAUCGUCAUAUCCGUUGGAAUUGUUACACUCGGUAUGCUCUCUGCUCUGGCUUUCUUUUUGUACCGACACAAAGUGAAACACGCGAGCGAAACUCAGAAACUCGCCAAUGGAGGCGUCGAUGGCGGUUCGCACAUGUUGCAGGAAGAUACGAGACCACCUACGUCCAGUUUUCUCUAUAUUGGAACGGUUGAGCCGAAUCGAGAGUCGUCUAUUGUGACGAAUGGCGAAAGCAACGGAACGGCCAAUGUGUCACCGUAUCGGAAGCUGAAUUCGGCUAAAAGAUCGGAUCGGUAUCGGCCGAGCCCGGAGCUUCAUCCGCUUCCACCAUUAUCCAGGCCUCCACCGUCUGGUGAUUCACCGUCAGUGUUGUCUCCAUCUCCGUCACAUUCAUCUUCCGACGAGCAGAGCCGCGACGCGGCAUUUUAUACGCCGCACAAAUCUACGAUCAGCAGCGAGGAUGGUUUCUACACGCCGUUUGUUCGUUCCGCCGAUAGCACCAACCAUUCCACCGGCUCGGUUCCUCACUCGAAGAGAACAUCUCCGAGGUCGAGGUUUGCAACAGGAGGCGCGACGGCCGGAACGAAGGCUUCAUCCUCGCCGGAGAUGAAACACGUCAUCAUUCCAUCGAUAAAGCAGAAACAGCCACCGCCGCCGCCACCGCAACGGGGGUCGGAAAAUAAGCGCCAGGAGCUUACCUAUUCAUCGAACCGGCCUAAGUUUUCGUCUCCACCUCCGCCACCAAAUAGGGCGGCGCUUCAGGCAAUAAACACAGAUCAAGCCCUUCCUCCGCCUCGGGCGCCUCCACCUCCGCCGCCGCCGCCGCCUCCCCCUCUUCACAAGCAGACGGAAGACUUCCAGAUACAGCGUAGGCCGAGCGGUUCCGAAGUAACCACUUCUACAACGUCAAAUGAACCUCUGAAGAAACAGGAAUUCAGGACUCCGAGUCCCAAAUCCAAGCCAGAAGAGGUUAAUAGCAGAUCAGGUGGUUCAUCCGAAAAGACGGGAGAUGCGGAAACUGAUUCAGGUAGGCCGAAGUUGAAGCCUCUCCAUUGGGACAAAGUGCGUGCGAGCUCGGAUCGCGCGACUGUUUGGGACCAGAUCAAGUCGAGUUCAUUUCAGUUGAACGAGGAUAGGAUGGAACAUUUAUUUGGUUGCAAUACGAAAAAACCAGCCCCAAAUGAAAGCGUGAGAAGGUCGGUGCUACCUCCAGUGGAGAAUGAGAACAGAGUAUUGGAUCCGAAGAAGUCACAGAACAUUGCUAUUCUUCUUAGAGCACUGAAUGUAACGCGGGAAGAGGUGUUCGAAGCCCUGUUGGAUGGUAAUCCCGAUAGCUUAGGUGCGGAGCUUCUGGAAACACUGGUGAAGAUGGGUCCAACCAAAGAGGAAGAGAUAAAACUUCGAGAGUACUCUGGUGAUGACUUGAAACUCGGGACAGCUGAAAAGUUUCUUAAAACCAUUCUCGAUAUACCUUUCGCCUUCAAAAGGGUCGAAGCAAUGUUGUAUAGAGCCAACUUUGAUGCAGAAGUUAAAUAUCUGAGGAACUCAUUCCAGACACUAGAGGAUGCAAGCAAAGAACUAAAGAACAGCAGGCUGUUCCUCAAACUACUGGAGGCUGUUCUAAGGACAGGGAACAGAAUGAAUGUGGGAACUAAUCGUGGAGAUGCCAAGGCAUUCAAACUUGAUACUCUUUUGAAACUCGUGGACAUAAAGGGUACUGACGGGAAGACCACGUUGCUCCACUUUGUGGUCCAAGAGAUCACUAGAUCCGAAGGCAUGCCUUCGGACUCUACAAACGGGAACUGUCAGAGCGAAGAGUCACAACCGGAAGAAGGCGAUUUGAAAAAGCAAGGGCUUCAAGUAGUGGCAGGACUCAGUAGAGAUCUUGGCAACGUGAAAAGGGCAGCCGGGAUGGACUUUGACGUUCUGAGCAGUUACGUUUCCAAACUCGAGAUGGGUCUGGAUAAGGUUCGAUCUGUUCUGCAACACGAGAAGCCAGAAACGAAACAGGGGAAGUUCUUCGAUUCAAUGAAGGCGUUCCUCAAAGAAGCAGGGGAAGAGAUGGGUAUGGUCAAGGAAAAUGAAAGGAAGGCGUUAAGGCGGGUGAAGGAUGUGACAGAGUACUUCCACGGGGAUGCGGGGAAGGAGGAAUCUCAUCCACUGAGGAUCUUCAUGGUGGUAAGGGAUUUCCUCGGAAUACUCGACAAUGUUUGUAAAGAAGUGAAGACGAUACAGGAGAGAACGGUGAUGGGUUCGGCUAGAUCCUUCCGGAUCUCAGCCACAGCUUCAUUGCCAGUCCUUGGCAGGUACAACGGUAGACACGAGACAAGCUCAGACGAAGAUCAUAGCUUGUCUCCAUGAGGUUUAUCGGCAUGGGGAUGGGAAGGUCAGGAAGGAGAACAUCUUUCUCGGCAAUCAAUCGUAUACCAUUGGGGCUCGGACAGCAAGUAGACUGUCUGUACAGGAUUUUUUUUUUUACAGCGAGAAGGAGGAUCUACACGAAAUGGACCGGCAAAAGCAGAAUAGGGAGCAUAUAGAGUUUUAGGAAGUCAGAGCUGAUUCCCGGGUAAAGGAGGGAGUGUGUGAUCGAUCAGGUUUUGUUGCCGUGACGCGGAAUGCGGUUAGUGAUAUGUCUUUUUUUUCCCCCGAGCGACCGAAAGAAUAAGGGAAACCUCUCUCUUUUUUUCCACAUUUAUAAUAAUAAUAUGUUAUAUGAAGGGUAAUUUUGUUUCGGAUGGGUUAUUGCCAUAGAAACGGAGAAUCCUUCUUGUUUGGUAACUGACUUUACUGUCAACUGAAAAAAGGUGGUGAUAUCGGAUUCACGUUGCUGCUUUCGGCGGUAUAAACAUCUGGCUGAAGAGUUCUUUCCUCGGAGACUCAGAAACGAUACAAAAUGAGUGCCUAACAGUUUGGUCGUCUUAUACAAAAACAAGUGAAGGUGUUUGGAUUAGUAGGUGUGAUUUUGGUGGGAAAAGAGAUAAGGAUUAUCUCGAAUGGCAACCGCAGAAUGCGGGGGAGAACGUGAAAGGGGAUGGGUGGGUGGCAUCUAGGGCAUACGACAAUGCCACUCAAUGAAACCCUUGGAUGCUUCGGAUUUGUAUUCGGUAUGUGUUUUGUCCUUCUACCACCCAAAAGCCAAAAACAUGUGACGACUUCACUUUCUUGUACGCUUUCCUCCUCCCCCCUUUUUCUUUGGGUUCUCUUCUCCUUCACCCCCACCGCCGUAUUUUCUUAUCGAAAAAUUUCUUAUC